UAAAAUACUUAGUUACGUUUAAGUAAUCAAACUGAAUGCAAAACUCAGAUCUUUGAUUUGGUCCGAAUUGAAUAACUUAGUACUAUAUUCAUUGAAGCAAUAACACCUUUAAAUAUGAAUACGAAACUUAUCAUUUUGUUACUUGGAGCAGUUGCAUUUGCUCAAAUAUGUGCUGCACGACCGGAGGCAAAGUCAUCAGAGGAAAUCAAUGAAAUUGCGAAGGAAAGUGACUUUAAAAAUAAAGUUACUACGUUUCUAGUAAAGGCUAUGAAAGAAAAAGAUUCAUUAAAUGACCACUUUAAGGUACUUAUAGCAGUUACAUCUGAGUACGCUGUGCACGUUCAUGAAUCCGUACAGGAAUGGCUUAAGGUUUGUGAACUUUUGCUGAAAGAACCUUUCAUAGAGAAAUUGGAUACUGAAGAUAUACAUGCAAGAGCUGAGGACAUUGCUUAUAUUGUUAAAAAAGCUGAAUCAUUGAAAAAAAAUGAAAAAGAAGAUCCUGUUUCAGGUUUGCUUGAUGUUUCUAUUGCAUUUGGCUUAAUUAUGGACAACUAUAAUGUAACAAUAAUGGAAAAACCAACAAUGGAAGAUGUUCUAUUCGGUUUAGCAUUGGAAAAAAAUGGGAUUGAAGAAGCAAACAAGAAGAUUGAAAAAAGUUUUUCGAAAUUCUUAGUAAAAAUGAUCGAUAUUGUGGAUAAGUACAUCGCUAACUUGUCAGCAGAAAAUAAAGAAGCUGAAACGAAAUUGAUUAACUUCAUGACGAACUUCAAAAUUCAAAAUAUCAGUAUUCAAAGGAAAAACAUUUUGAACUUCUUGAGAUUAUUUUAAUUAAAAACUUCAUUUACUUCAAUAUCUGCUAAAAAGGAUAGAGUAAAAUUGAUUAAUGUAUUUUUUUAAGUUUUGUAAAUAAAUUUAUUAUGGAAAAUAAUA
Teleopsis dalmanni is the source of this 930-nucleotide messenger RNA. RefSeq lists its product as uncharacterized. NCBI's taxonomy places the organism in Eukaryota, Metazoa, Arthropoda, Insecta, Diptera, Diopsidae. The transcript has 2 exons. Bases 115 to 828 code for a protein of 237 amino acids. The record is from RefSeq and is a predicted model, not a curated record.